AUGACUGAGCGAAAGGCCGUGAUCAAGAAUGCCGAUAUGUCGGAAGACAUGCAGACCGACGCCGUCGAAUGCGCCACCCAGGCCCUCGAAAAGUACAAUAUCGAAAAGGACAUUGCUGCUUUCAUCAAAAAAGAAUUCGACAAGAAAUAUGGCCCCACCUGGCACUGCAUCGUCGGCCGAAACUUCGGCUCCUACGUCACCCACGAGACGAAGCACUUUAUUUACUUCUACCUUGGCCAGGUCGCCAUCUUGCUUUUCAAGUCUGGAUAA
This is a messenger RNA of Oikopleura dioica, 270 nucleotides long. The record is from the annotation of a GenBank genome assembly. NCBI's taxonomy places the organism in Eukaryota, Metazoa, Chordata, Appendicularia, Copelata, Oikopleuridae.